AUGGUAUCCCUGACUCCAGGACGUUCGUCUUCAGUAGGUUUAAGAGGAGCCAGGCCUUCUGCUCUAGCGAGAAAAAGUUCUGCUGCUGCCCUUCUGGAACGUGACGAAGCCAGAAAAACAUGGUCGGCGGGCAGUCUCUAUGAGUGUGAAGGAUCGUCGUCUAUGUCGUCCCCGAGCACUUCGAAAAGGAUGGGCUCGACGUUGCUUUCCUGUGGAAAUGAAGAUUAUUCGUAG
Molecule: messenger RNA, 234 nt
Organism: Linum trigynum
Lineage: Eukaryota; Viridiplantae; Streptophyta; Magnoliopsida; Malpighiales; Linaceae
Source: the annotation of a GenBank genome assembly